This is a messenger RNA of Malassezia sympodialis ATCC 42132, 876 nucleotides long. RefSeq lists its product as uncharacterized. Gene Ontology annotation, molecular function: oxidoreductase activity. The coding region runs from base 1 to 876 and encodes 291 amino acids. Lineage: Eukaryota; Fungi; Basidiomycota; Malasseziomycetes; Malasseziales; Malasseziaceae. The transcript is spliced from 2 exons. The record is from RefSeq and is a predicted model, not a curated record.
AUGGUGGCUAUGGGCUGCUUCAUGGGCAAGGGUGCGGACCCUGGCGACCCGGACAUGGCUGGCGACGCUGCUAAGCUCGCUCUGGAAGUCGGCUACCGCCACUUUGACACGGCGGCGCUGUACCAGAACGAAGCCCUUGUUGGCCAGAUCCUCCGCGAGAGCGGUGUGCCCCGCGAGGAGUUCUUUGUGACGACCAAGUUCUGGAACGACCGCCACCACGACGUGGAGAAGGCGUUCUUCGAGUCGCUGGAGCGCUUCAACCUGGGCUACAUCGAUCUGUUCUUGAUGCACUGGCCGAUCUCGUCCAAGUCGGGCAACGACUUUGAGAAGGACGAUACGACGAACUACAUCGAGACCUGGAAAAAGAUGGAGCAGCUUAUCACUGAUCACCCGGACAAGGUCAAGGCUAUCGGUACGCUCAGCGAUCUGCUGAAGCACGCCAAGAUUGUGCCGGCCGUUAACGAAGUGGAAACCCACCCGUACAACCAAGAGCAGGAGCUCGUCGACCUGUGCAAGAAGCACGGCAUCGUCGUUGAGGCGUACUGCCCGCUGGGCCAGGCCGGCUCGCCGAUCCUCAAGGACGAGGACAUCCUGGCGGUCGCCAAGGAGGCCAAUGCUACAGCUGGUCAAGUGAUCCUGAGCUGGAACGUGCAGCGCGGCGUCGUUGUUCUGCCGAAGAGCACGCACAAGGAGCGCCUGGCUCAGAACAUCUCGACGGUCAAGCUUACCGAUGCCCAGAUGGAACGCAUCCGCCGCAUCUCGGAGGACCCGAGCCGUCACUGCCGCUUCUGUGCGGUGUACGACCCGAACACCAAGACGGUGCUUAGCUGGACGUACGAGGAGCUGGGCUGGGAGAAGCCGGCGAACAUUGAGUAA